Molecule: messenger RNA, 762 nt
Organism: Anastrepha obliqua
Lineage: Eukaryota; Metazoa; Arthropoda; Insecta; Diptera; Tephritidae
Gene: Gpb5
Product: thyrostimulin beta-5 subunit
Exons: 3
Coding region: 84-590 (168 amino acids)
Biological process (GO): G protein-coupled receptor signaling pathway
Cellular component (GO): cytoplasm; extracellular region
Molecular function (GO): hormone activity
Source: RefSeq, a predicted model, not a curated record
UUUCAAUCUAAACGCUGCUGUAGUUAACAACUCGCCAACCGUGGGCAGUAAGGUUGUAACAUAAGCGUGAAACGGUCACUGAAAUGUAUCAAUAUUUUAAUGCAUUUGCACUUGUCGCGUUUAUUUCGAUUUCAACACCCUCACUGAGCCAAGUGCUUGAGGCACAACCCAUCAACAGCAGUCCCACUGCAGCGCCACUUGGCUGUCAUCAGCGUCUCUACACAUACCGCAUCACACAAGCUGACGCACAGGGACGCGAGUGUUGGGAUUAUGUAAGCGUACGCUCGUGUUGGGGUCGCUGUGACUCUAGUGAGAUUUCCGAUUGGAAAUUUCCAUAUAAACGCUCAUUUCACCCCGUUUGUGUGCAUGCUACGCGCCAACCAGCUGUAGCGGUGUUGAGGAAUUGUCACCCGGAAGCCAGUGAGGAAGCGCGUCGCUAUGAGUACAUGGAAGCGGGCAGCUGCCAUUGUCACACAUGUUCCACUUUGGAUACCAGUUGCGAAGCGCCAGUUAACAAUAUAUUGGACGAAAGAUCCGGUGUGAAGGUGUUGGCGCUUACUGGAUCCGAUUCCGAUGCUUUGGAUUAUUAAAUUUCAUUUUGGUGAAUUACAUCUGCUUAUCAGUUAUUAUAAGGUUAUCAGUUGAGGGCAGCGAUGCAGGGCUUUCAUAAGAAAUAUUUAUAUUUGUAAAAAAUGUGUGCUGUAAUAAUUAUUGUAUAUGUAUGUACAUUCAGCAAAUAAAACUCAAUAAGUUUUAAAUACA